This is a messenger RNA of Rodentolepis nana, 2697 nucleotides long. Lineage: Eukaryota; Metazoa; Platyhelminthes; Cestoda; Cyclophyllidea; Hymenolepididae. The record is from the annotation of a GenBank genome assembly.
AUGCUCCUUUGGAAUCAGGCAGUCAUGCCUAGUUCUACACCAUUUCCGGAGUUAUUUACCCACAUUCUGCUAUCAGUCUUGAUAUUCUUCGUCUACUUCUGGUGUCCUUCCUCUGCUACUACUAAAACUUCACUUCCUCGCAACGAAAUUGUCCAGUUUUAUGGUCUUGGUGACCAUGUAUGCCACGUGCCUACUGAUGAAUCUGUAUAUCGAAUCGCUAUUCUUGCCCCUUUUGAUCCUUCUCUCUUGGAUUUUUCUGCAUCUCCACCUCAACAUAAGCGAGUUAGAACCUCCCCGCCCUCUAAUUUAGGCAGUGGUUUCAUCAACGUCUUUUCUACUCUUCUAAAGAACUCCAAGAUAGCAGGAUAUCUGGCCCCUCUUUUGGAUUUAGUGCUUGAGCGUAUUCGAAACACUCCUCAAUUUUCCAAUCUUCCCUCACUUGAGUUUGCCUGGGGUGACACCAUGUGUGAUAUGAAGGAAUCUCUGGAUUUAAUGUUUCGCUAUCUUUUGGAUGAACCUGUGCACGCAUUUAUUGGACCCAUAUGCACUUUCCCUCUGGCCAACACUGCACGGAUAAUCGGUGCCCGUUUUCGACGCCCCUUAGUCACCUUUGGGGGUUUCGAAGUGGAAUUGGCCGAUAAAGUGACCUAUCCCCAGCUCACACGCGUUGGCGGGAAUUACGCAUCGCUGAAUGGUGCUCUCAAGAGUAUCUUCCUUUAUUUUGGCUGGCAGCCCAGACCCCAUAAAAAUGUCGCCUUGUUGCAUGUACAAGUUGAUUCUACCACAGCGGAACUACAGGGUAUUAGUAAGCAAAUUGUCACUGCUGCCCAAUCGGCCUAUUUUGCUGCCAAAUCGAUUUUGAAUGAGGAAAGUUUGGGAGACUUCAAAGUGGAGGGGAUUCUCACGCAGUUUCAGAAUAAUGAAGACAUUCUUGCGAGAAUGCAGCAAAUUUCAUCUUAUGGACGAAUUAUCAUUCUUUGUGCGGAUCCUCAGUCAGUGCGAGAUCUCAUGCUCGUUGCGGAUGAAUUGGGAUAUAUCAAUGGAGAGUAUGUCUUUAUCAAUGUCGAUCUUCUUCGCAGCGUUGAAGAGCAGCGUCGACCAUGGUACGACGAGAAUUCAAGCGAAGAAGAGAACGAGCGUGCACGACAAGCCUAUAGAGCCUUGUUGACAAUAACCCUCCGCAAACCCGACAAUGAGGAGUACAGGAAUUUCACUCGAGAGGUCCAACGUCGAGCUCUUGAGGAUUAUAAUUACACUUACACUGGCAAAACCGUGAAUCCCUUCAUUGGAGCCUUCUAUGAUACAGUAAUGCUCUACGCUCUUGCUCUGAAGGAUACAAUCGACAGCGGAGGUAGCAUCUACAACGGAACUAUGCUCACUUACUACAUGCGGAAUCGCACUUUUCGCGGAAUUGCUGAAAAUGUGAGCAUAGACGAGAACGGUGACCGAACUACCGAUUACUCUCUCCUCGAUAUGAAUCCUGAAACGGGCGAUUACGAGGUGGUUGGACACUACUCUGGCACUUCGAAGAAGUACCUGGCCCUCCCCUCAAAGACAAUCGAUUGGGUGAAUAAGGAUAACACGCCUCCUCCGGACACUCCACGUUGUGGAUUCGAUGGCAAGAAGUGCCAUAAUGAAAAUAUUAUACGGAUUAGCAUCGGUGUAGCUGUUGCUAUGAUACUUCUUCUAAUCUGCUUACUCAGUGGUGGUAUGUUCUUUUACAGACGAGCUCGUUUCAACGCUGAGAUUCGUGCAAUGAAUUGGAUAAUUCCCUGGGAACUCCUCGAUCCAGAAAACAAUCGCAGUCGUCAUCAUCGUGUCAAUAAGCUUGGCUAUGUCAACCAGAAAUCUGCCGCUGUUGGUCGAGGUAACACUUCGGACAUCACUCCUGCCUUACCACCAAUUCCAAUAACGACGGUCAAUGCUGCUACCAGCCCAUCACCAAGCACAGGUUCAGGUGAAAAGACCAUCGUUUUGGGGAUUGACGUACCAAAAGCCACAUCUCCAGAGCGUCAAUUUCUCCUCUCACCUGACAAUGACCUUGAUCCUGAUCUCACCAAACCAUCAACCCCUCCUGCUUCUAAUCUGACUUCCAAAGUCACCUUUGAUUCGGCUCCAGUUCUGCAUGAGCUCAAGACGCAGAAGAAAAAGAGCACUCAUCGAAGUUUCUUCAAAGACAACUCGCCUCCAGAUACUCCAAUGGUUGAUUCCUGGGUACCAGCAACUCCAGGAGGGAACAAUGGAAUGGGUGCAUGGUGGAAGCGUCAGCAACGUUGGUCGAAGAAAUCAGAUGCCCCAAGUCAGGAUGACUCAAACUCUGGUGCUUCAGGCGGUGGCGGUGGUGGUGAUGCAACCAGUAGCGGUUGGAUGAAUUGGUUAGAAGGAGCAAUUACACAGGGAGGUGUGGGGCAGAAAAGGAGUGUUCAGGAAUUUGUACAACAGCAAAGUCAAGGUUCGGCUAUGAGCGAGAAAAAGCGAUCUAGAAAGUUUAGUUCCAAGCGACUCUCUUCACAUUUGAAAGCGAAAAGGAAGAAGUCGUCCCUUGCUUGGGAUAAUGAAUUAGUAAACAACAAGACUUUGGUGAGUAAACUCCGUUUUUUGGAUUUUUUCGAUCGAUUCGACAAUAACAGCUUUAUUCACCAUAAAUUCCUACAAAAUCCCGGCUUCAUAAGAAUGGAAGGAAUCCAUGAGGCAUAG